Molecule: messenger RNA, 1425 nt
Organism: Funneliformis mosseae
Lineage: Eukaryota; Fungi; Glomeromycota; Glomeromycetes; Glomerales; Glomeraceae
Source: the annotation of a GenBank genome assembly
AUGAGUCAAAAAAGUCAGAAAAAUAAAACUUUGCGGGGUAAGGUAGUUAGCAAUAGUGAAGAAGAGGAAAAGAGACAGUCUCAAAAAAGUAAGGAAAACUCAAAACAAUCUAUAGCUUUGUGCGCUGCACCACCUAAACUGAGUUUUUUUGACGAGAUAGAAGAAUCUGAUAUAACAGAAUAUAGACCUUUAAAACGUAUUUCGAAAGAUAUUCCAGUCAAUCAAAGAAACAAAACUCAAGGAACAAAGACAGGAACCAGCAUAGAAUUAAAGUCGCCUUCUAAUGAUCAAACUUUAGAAAAUCUAGUUAUUAAAAGUGCAAAUAAAAGGCUUGAGAUUAGAAUAAGUGAUCAAUCUGGAAGAGGGUUAUUUGCUUUGCAAAAUAUUUCUCCUGGGGCUCUUGUUAUGGAAGAUAUACCCUACUCCGCCGUUGUAGAUGAUGCAAACUUUUUUACAACCUGUAGUCAUUGUUUUAUGAAAGACGGAAAGUUGUCAUGUUGUUCGGCUUGUAAAUUAAUUCAUUAUUGUUCUAAGGAAUGCCAAAGUAAUGAUUGGUCAAAUCAUCAGCACGAGUGCAAAGUUUUUGUUAAAGUGCAAAGAAAACCACCUACUUCAAUUCGUUUACUAUGCCGGAUCUUGAUGCGCCGCAUGAGUGAUCCGGCAUCAUUCAAAGAGAUCGAAAAUUUACAAAGCAAUAGACAUUUAUUCAAGCAAGAACAAAUAGAGACAUUUGCUCAAAUUUCCAUGUUUACAGAAAAUAGUUUCUCAAUUUUGGAUGGAGAAAUGAUACCCAAUGGUGUAGCAGUUUAUCCUAAUGCUUCUUUAAUAAAUCAUUCUUGUCGUCCUAAUUGUAUUAUCGUCUUUGAAAAAUCAAAAAUGAUGGUUCGGUGUAUUGAACCUAUUGUGAUAGGUCAAGAGAAAUUACAUUAUGACGUAGCAGAUGUAGAAAAAAAAUUAUCAAUAGCUAUAGAAUUGUAUGACAAGGGAUCAAAUUUACGCGACAGAGAUGAUCGUCAAGCAAUAACCUUUUUCGAACAAUCGUUCAACAUUCAAAAUGAGCUUUUACAUAAAGCAAAUUAUUAUUUAAUGAGAACGUGUAAAUCAAUGGUUGAAAUCUAUUGUAAUUUAAGAGAUUGGAAGCAUGCGUUAAUUCAUUCAUUUGAAUUAAUCGAAUCUUAUAGAAUUCUGUAUAGUAAAUUACAUCCAUUGUUAGGUAUCCAACUCUAUUCCACUGCAAGAAUUUAUUUAUCAUUUAAUGAUAAUGAAAUUGAUAUUAAAUAUCUUGAAAAAAUUGAAGAAUUAUUAAGAGAAGCAUUAAAAAUUUUAGAAAUUACUCAUGGAUUUAAACAUCCUCUUACUAAAAUGGUUGAAAUGAAUUUAUGGGAUGUUGAAGGGGAAAUCAAAACUAAAAAAAAAAAGCAAUAA